This is a messenger RNA of Verticillium alfalfae VaMs.102, 1296 nucleotides long. Its product is annotated as allantoate permease. NCBI's taxonomy places the organism in Eukaryota, Fungi, Ascomycota, Sordariomycetes, Glomerellales, Plectosphaerellaceae. Gene Ontology annotation, cellular component: plasma membrane. Gene Ontology annotation, biological process: tripeptide transport; allantoate transport; dipeptide transport. The transcript is spliced from 3 exons. The record is from RefSeq and is a predicted model, not a curated record. Gene Ontology annotation, molecular function: dipeptide transmembrane transporter activity; allantoate transmembrane transporter activity. Bases 1 to 1296 code for a protein of 431 amino acids.
AUGGAUUCGUCCGCCGAUGAUACGAGGCCAGGAGAGGAGCCUGAAGAGCAGCGUCAGCAUGUCGAUGCCACCAUGGCGAAGCGCGUGGUGCGCAAAAUUGAUCGCUUUAUCAUCCCUGUUCUAUUCGUCACCUACAUGUUCAACUUCAUGGAUCGCACCAUCUUGUCGAGUGCUUCUGUUUUUGGUCUCAGAGAAGACACUAAUUUGAGGGGUCAGCAAUACAGCUGGGUCUCGAGCAUGUUCUACUUUGGCUACUUUGCCUGGACGUACCCAACUUCGCUUCUCAUUACUCGUCUGCCGGUGGCCAAGUACCUGACCGUCAAUGCUCUCUUCUGGGGCACUGUCGUGGUGGUGACAGCAGCAUGCACCAGUUUUGGCGGCCUUCUCGCGGUCCGCUUCUUGCUGGGUAUCGCUGAGGCGACCUUGACUCCAGCCUUUAUGUUCCUCACAUCAACCUGGUAUACUCGCGACGAGAUCCCCUUCCGUACAGGGAUCUGGUUUGCUGGCAACUCCGUCGGUGGACUUGUUGGUAGUCUUCUUGCCUUUGGCGCUGGUCACAUUAGCCCAGACAAUGUCGUCGGUCCCUGGCGUGCCAUGUACCUCAUCCUCGGUCUCGGCACUUUCGUCUGGUCGUUUGCUAUUUUCACGUUUCUCCCCGAUCGCAUCUCUAACGCUCGUUUCUUGAACGCCGAGGAACGUCAAUUUGCCGCAGGCCGUGUCGUCGUUGCCGGUACAGGCAGCACAGAGAAGACGAAUUGGCGCCUGGACCAGGUCAAAGAAUGCCUCGUCGAUCCCAAGACGUGGCUCAUCUUUGCCCUCGAGGUGACCACGCAGAUCCCCAACGGUGGCACUCAAAACUUCGCCAACCUUGUCAUCCGGUCCUUCGGCUUCACAAGUCUGCAGUCGACUCUCAUAAAUAUCCCCUAUUCGAUGCUAGCUGCAUCGGUCAUCGCCGGCACCGGUUGGCUUGCCGGCCGCUACCGCACAAUGAACUGCCUCCUCAUCGUCUGCGUCGUUUCUCCUUGUAUAAUCGGUUCCGCCAUGAUCUACCGCCGCGAGCACAUCAGCCCUAGCGGCCACUGCCAGUGUGCAUUCACCGGAAAUUCAACAUAUGGUGCAAAGUAUCCAGAAUUCCCAGAAAUGCCACGGCCCCCUCUGGAAAUCACGACACGGGGUAUCGGGCGCUUCAAAUACUCCGUCUCGGAUGCUGAUACCACAAGGGUACAUAGCAACCAUUGUAAUUUCGGUGCCGGCAUAUUCCUCCAAUCGCUGCGGAUCUUCAUCCCAUCAACCUAA